AUGCUCAAAAGAGCCACUGCUGCGCAGCUGGAUGCGCUCGAGGAGGACACGCUCAACUUCCGCCUUCUCCAUUUGCAGAUGUGGUUCAUUUACUGGGUUGUGACUGCGGUGGUGUCGUUGGUGGAAGACUUCACGUUUGUGAAGGCGGUGCCUAUGUACCUGAUUUGGCGCCUGAUCUUGUCGGCGUGGCUUAUGUUCCCCAUCACCAACUUUGGCCUGCUUCGACUGCUGCAGGUGCUCACCUACAACGAGAUGCAGACUGCGUGGCAGCUGUUCUCCAACGAGGGCUGUGGCUUGGUGUACUUCCAGUACUUGGUGCCGCUUUUCCGGAGACAGACUGAGUCCAUGGGCAACACAUGGAGUGCGUUUUGGAGCCAUGUGUCCAAACAAUCGGUGAGAGACUACAUGCCCAACGACCUUGGCGCCGCUUCUUUCGCCCAUGCGAAGACAGCAGGAGAGACGCCUCCAGCCUCGGCUGAAGCCACCAAGCCCGAUAGUCUCCUCCACAAUUUGAACGGUUUGGGAGGCCUAGUGGGCGCCAUUUUUCCCACAAAAGAACUGUCGCCAGACCAGAAGGACUCCUCUUUGAGAGCUUCUGGCUCUGCGUCCCUGUUGUCUGACAGAGACUUUGCGGAGUACGCGGUGGUCGACAAACCGGGAAAUAAGGAAAGCAGUCCCGGCGUGAAACAGAGACCUGCCAUUGCUCCUGUCGUUGGGAAAGAAUCUGCCUCCUCUUCGUCUGGAAGCCGGUUCAAGAUUUGGUGA
Molecule: messenger RNA, 765 nt
Organism: Australozyma saopauloensis
Lineage: Eukaryota; Fungi; Ascomycota; Pichiomycetes; Serinales; Metschnikowiaceae
Exons: 1
Coding region: 1-765 (254 amino acids)
Source: RefSeq, a predicted model, not a curated record